Molecule: messenger RNA, 1204 nt
Organism: Protobothrops mucrosquamatus (brown spotted pit viper)
Lineage: Eukaryota; Metazoa; Chordata; Lepidosauria; Squamata; Viperidae
Product: olfactomedin-like protein 2A
Exons: 7
Biological process (GO): signal transduction
Source: RefSeq, a predicted model, not a curated record
GAUCAGCAUGUUCGCAUGACCUCCGAGGGCACCGACUGCCGCUGCAAAUGCAUCCUGCGCCCGCUUGGCAAAGCGGCCUGUGCCCAUCUCCGGGAAGGCAGCCGCAGGGGGGAGGACUUCUACACCGUGGAGACGGUCAGCUCGGGGGGCGACUGCCGCUGCUCCUGCACGGCCCCCCCAGCCUCGCUCAACCCCUGCGAGGAUGAGUGGAAGAUGGAGAAGCUGAAGGACCAGGCCCCCGAACUACACAAGCUGCAAUCGGUCAUCGACCUGCUGGAAGGAGCCCUCUACAGCAUGGACUUGUUGAAGGUCCAUUCCUACAUCAACAAGGUGGUGGAGCAGAUGAACACCUUGGAAGAGACGGUCAAAACCAACCUGAGCCGCGACAGCAACGUGGUCAAGGAGAGUGUCAUGCACUUAAGCGACCAGAUGAGGCGCUACGAGAACUACUCGGACAUCAUGGCGGGCAUCAAGAAGGAGCUUUCGAACCUGGAGCAUCAGCUGCUGCAGAAGGACGCGGCCGUCGCAAGUCCCGAACUCAAGGCCCAGGACCCUGUGGGACGCAAGGAGAGCGUUCAGAAAUAUCCCAGUCCUCGGAAAAGCCUGGGGGACAAAGAGACCCCCAGAAGUCCCAAGGAGAAGUCCCUCAAGGCAGAGAAACUGAGGAAGGAGAGUGCCAAAGGGAGGAAGGGUCUGCCACUGCCCAGUUCCAAAGCCCACUCCUCCGGGCAGGAAACAGUCAUCCGGGGUGUUGUGUACUACAAAGCGGGACCUCGAACGGAAGCAGAGGGGGUGGCGAGCAGCCGUGAAAACCCUGGGAAGGAAGCUGGAUCCAAAAUGGCCGACCCAGAGACCCUCCCCAGGACAGGAGAAAUCCCUUCGACGGCUUCCCCCGCCAACGCCACCUCCGUGCCCAUCAUCCCCAGCAUCGGCGCCAUGCUCCAAAGUCGGCCUGGCACCCCUCUGCUGUCCAGGAGGCGUGGCCACGUCCCCGAGGUCCCUCCCACGCCCAGCCACGCACCCAGGGCCUCCUGCGAGGGGACCCUAAAGGCGGUGGAGCCCCCCCAGGAGCAGCAUAGCUACGGUCGGAACGAGGGCGCCUGGAUGAAGGACCCGGCGGCCUCCGAUGACCGCAUCUACGUGGCUAACUAUUAUUACGGGAACAGCCUGCUCGAAUUCCGCAAUUUGGAGAAUUUCAAGCAAG